This is a messenger RNA of Musa acuminata AAA Group (dessert banana), 3612 nucleotides long. RefSeq lists its product as uncharacterized. Gene Ontology annotation, biological process: protein import into nucleus. Gene Ontology annotation, cellular component: cytosol; nuclear envelope. The record is from RefSeq and is a predicted model, not a curated record. Lineage: Eukaryota; Viridiplantae; Streptophyta; Magnoliopsida; Zingiberales; Musaceae. Bases 221 to 3304 code for a protein of 1027 amino acids. The transcript is spliced from 33 exons. Gene Ontology annotation, molecular function: small GTPase binding.
CAACCACAUCGCGCCCCCAUCCCCCUCCCCCCGCGCGACACAGCCAUCUCAAUCCCUAUAAAAACCCUAAACUCGCUCGCCCCGACCGUUCCCCAGGCGGAUAUCAGACAGCCACCCCACAGCGCUCCUCCGAUCUCGCCGCCCUCCUCGCCCCCGUCGCUGCGGUGGCCCUUGCGGAGAUCCCGAGCCCCUACUCGCCGAUCGCUCUAGCGUUUUCUUGAUGGAACCCGUUGUGGAUCGGGACCAGAAAUGGCUUCUGGAUUGCCUCUCCGCGACGCUCGACACCAGCCGCGACAUCCGGUCCUUCGCCGAGGCAUCGCUACAGCAGGCCUCUUCACAACCGGGUUUUGGGGCUGCUCUGUCCAAGAUCAUGGUGAACAAGGAGAUCUCAUUUGGAUUACGUCAACUGGCAGCAGUCUUGCUCAAGCAAUUCAUAAAGCAGCAUUGGCAGGAAGAUGAAGAGAAUUUUGUACAUCCUGUUGUUUCACCUGAAGAGAAGGCAGCUAUACGCCAACUUCUGCCUCCUUGUUUGGAUGACUCUCAUGGGAAAAUCCGUACAGCUGUAAGCAUGGCAGUAGCAUCAAUUGCUCAGUAUGACUGGCCAGAGGAUUGGCCUGAAUUAUUGCCUUUCCUCUUGAAAUUGAUAAGUGGAGAGAACAAUAUCAAUGGAGUGCAUGGAUCUUUAAGAUGUUUAGCUCUUCUAUCUGAUGAUUUGGAUGAUACAUUGGUUCCAAAAUUAGUUCCCUCUCUGUUUCCGUACUUGCACACUAUUAUAUCUUCCUCCCAUUUGUAUGAAAAAUCUCUGCGUGCAAAAGCUCUUUCAGUGGUUCACUCUUGUGUCUCAGUCUUGGGAACUAUGAGUGGGGUAUAUAAGACGGAAACUAUAACAAUGAUGAUGCCAAUGCUUAGCUCUUUGAUGGAACAGUUCUCCAUCAUCUUACAAGAUCCAAUGCAGUCCGAAGAUCCUGAUGACUGGAGCCUCAGGAUGGAGGUGCUGAAAUGUCUGCUCCAGUUUGUUCAGAGCAUUUCCAACCUUAGCGAAACACAAUUUUCUGUCAUUCUUGCACCUUUGUGGCAGACAUUUAUUUCUUCUCUGAAAGUAUAUCAACUAUCAGCAAUAGAAGGUAAGCAGGAUUCACAUUCAGGAAGGUAUGAUUCAGAUGGUGGUGAAAAAAGUCUUGAUUCCUUUGUCAUUCAGUUAUUUGAGUUCUUGUUAACUAUCGUGGGAAAAUCUAGAUUGGUGAAGGUCAUUGGCAGGGAUGUGAAGGAGCUGAUUUAUUACACUAUUGCUUUUCUUCAGAUAACUGAAGAACAGGAACACAGUUGGUCACUAGAUGCUAACCAGUAUGUUGCGGAUGAGGAUGAUGUAACUUAUAGUUGUCGUGUAUCAGGGUCUCUCCUGCUGGAAGAGUUAACUAAUGCUUAUGGUGGAGAAGCAAUCAAAUCUAUAAUGGAGGCAUGUCAAAGCCAUUUUUCUGAAUCAUGCCAAGCAAAAGUUGCAGGUUCUGCAGAUUGGUGGAGAUUACAAGAAGCAUCUCUAUUUGCACUGGUUUCUUUAUCCGAACAAUUGAUCGAAGCAGAGGCUUCAAAGCUAACAAAAGAUAACUUAAGGAAUCUUCUUGAGCAGAUGAUCACUGAAGAUUCAGGGGCAGGAAUACAUGAAUGUCCUUUUCUUCAUGCACGCAUUUUUUCAACUAUAUCCAAGUUCUCUUCUCUGAUAAAUAGAAGGAUAUGUGAACAAUCAUUAUAUGCUGCUAUUCAAGCGAUAGCUUCAGAUGUUCCAGCACCUGUAAAAGUUGGUGCUUGCAGGGCAUUAUCCCAGCUUCUGCCAGUAUAUAGUGAAAAUGUUCAACCAUAUAUAAUGGGCUUGUUGUCGUCUCUAACAAAUCUUCUGAGACAGGCAUCAGAUGAAACCCUACAUCUUGUACUUGAAACACUCCAAGCAGCUAUUAAGGCAGGUCAAGAACAAUCAAUGACAAUUGAACCUGUUAUCUCCCCCAUCAUCUUGGAUGUGUGGUCACAACAUGUUUCAGAUCCAUUUAUCAGUAUCGAUGCAGUUGAAGUCUUGGAGGUAAUCAAGAAUGCUCCAGGAUGUUUACAGCCUCUGGUCUCACGAAUUUUGCCGCCCAUUAGAUCUGUUUUGGAAAAACCACAGUCACAGCCUGUUGGUUUAGUUGCUGGCUCAUUGGACCUUUUGAUUAUGCUACUGAAAAGUGCUCCUCUGGAUGUGGUAAAGGCAAUCUUUGAUGCUUGCUUCAAUCUUGUAAUUCAAAUUGUCCUCCAAAGUGAUGAUCAUGCAGAAAUGCAGAAUGCAACAGAAUGUUUGGCUUCCUUCCUGUCUGGAGGAAGACAAGAGUUGCUAGUGUGGGCUGGUGACCCAGCACUUACAAUGAAAAGAUUACUUGAUGCUGCUUCUAGACUUCUGGACCCAGACCUGGAAAGUUCAGGAUCACUUUUCGUGGGCAGCUACAUUUUGCAGCUUAUCUUACAUUUGCCAUCCCAAAUGUCUCUGCACAUUCAUGAGCUCGUUGCGUCUGUUGUGUGGCGUAUGCAGUCAUGUGAAAUAUCUGGGUUAAAAAGUUCCUUGAUUGUUAUUCUCGCUAGACUGGUACAUCUCAGUACCCCAGAUGUUGAUCGGUUUAUCAAUUUAUUGCUUACUAUACCUGCUAAAGGCUAUGAAAAUGCACUGGGUUAUGUAAUGCCAGAAUGGACCAAAAUUCAGGGUGAAAUUCAAGGAGCCUAUCAGAUAAAGGUUACGACAACUGCACUGGCUCUAUUACUCUCAACACGUCAUGUGGAGCUGGCAAAGAUCAAUGUCCAAGGGAAUCUAAUCAAGUCUAGUGCAGGUAUAACUACACGAUCAAAAGCAAAAUUAGCUCCUGACAGAUGGACGACGAUACCGCUUCCUGCAAAGAUAUUUGCUCUAUUAUCGGAUGCACUUAUUGAGAUUCAGGAACAAGCCUUGGAUGAUGAUGACGAUGAGGAUAGCGACUGGGAAGAAGCUUCAAACAAUGGAAGUGGUGUUCCACAAGAUAUACUAUAUUCGUCUACCGUGCCAUCAAAUGUUAAUCCUUCAGUCAAACAUCUUGAUGCCAUGGCAAAGGUGUUUGAUGAGGGUGAUGAUGAUGGUGACUAUGAUGAUGAUCUUACAAAAGUUGAUCCACUAAACGAGAUCAAACUGCCAGAGUUUUUGACAAGUUUUGUUCUGAACUUGUAUGAAACCGAUCAGGCACUCUUCAAUUAUCUUUCCCAGAACCUGACAGAUGUACAAAAAUCUGUUGUGAGAAAGGUUAUAAGAAGGUAACUUUAACCAUUGGUAAUGUUUGUGAUAAAUGAAGAAAGGGCUUGUCAAGAAGAAAGAGAGGAAGAAAGCAGACUUUUAAGGUUUGAUAUGCUUGUAAGUUGUUGAAUGUAUGUACAAACAAAUUUUGCCCAAAUUACAUAUUUGAUUGAAGUCGAUGUUGAGCUUAUCCAUUGAGAGUUAUUUAUUGCUUCCUUUGCCAGUGAGAGCAAAACGUCAAGUUGUAAAUUUUUCAGGAGGAUUCAGUGGCUGGUUUUACCACCACCAGGCUAAUUGUAUUCUUUGGAUAGAAACAUCGUUACAGAGAUCCA